AUGGAAGACCUCAACUUGGUUCUUGGACACAAGACCUCACGGAGUCUUGCUGACAGUGAGAGUCUUGCCAGCGCCAACCGAAGCAGCAGCAGUAGCAGCAUGGGCUGUCGAGUCUGUCGCGCGAGAAAGUGUCUGUCUGAUAAGAGAUUAAUCCAACUCACAUGCGAUAAACCGCAGGUCAAAUGCGACGGUCGGCCCAACGGCUGUCGCAAUUGUGAACGUCUCCAACUCGAGUGUGUUGACGAUGACGGUUCAAAGUCUGGCAGUCGGCGUGGAUCAGUUCCUGUGUCCCUGAGGAAGAUCAGGACUUAUCGCUCAUGUACCAGCUGUCGUGUAUCAAAGACUAAAUGCGACGGCGACCGCCCGAGAUGUUCACGAUGUAGCGCCCGUAAUCUCGAAUGCCAGUAUGACGGAGGCUCGGCUCCUCGCUGGGCACGCAACCUCAGUAAGGCACCAACUUCGGGCUCGACUGAGGAAGAUUUAGAGUCCUCUUUGGAUGCUUCCUCAAUUGCUGGAGAGAGCCUGAGGUCACACAGUCUCAUCCAGUCACGGGAGAACGAUGUCGCAACGUCUCAUCGGUCAAGCACCAGAGAUACCAGCAGCAUCAAUCCACCCAUAGACUUUUCCGAUGAUACCGAGUUGUCUAUUCAUUCAUGGCUCAUAUCACCAGAUCUCCCAUCUGGUAACAAUAUUCGUACUGUAGUCGACCACUAUUUUGCCAACAUUCAUCCUCUCCGAUGCUUUGCUUUUGUACAUAGACCAUCAUUUGCUCGCCUGUUAGACAAGGGCUUUGAGUCCGAUGACGAAAAGGCACUACUGCACAUUAUUUGCGCACAAGGAGCCAAGUUUUAUGCUCUGUCUAUCAAUUUGGAGGAUCAAGAUGCCAAAGCUAGCUUGAUCCGAGCUGCGGGUAACAGCUGGGCACAAAAGGCUGAAAUGCUGGUACUCACCAACUUUGGCAAGAUUUCAGUCCAAAGACUCAUGGUAAUUCUCCCGCAAUGUUCUGGCUCGCAGAUGACUGACACAGCUGUUCAGACAUGCAUAUUACUUUACGACUUCCACUUUAGACUAGGCGAAUACACCCAGGCUCUGAUGCUGAGUGGCCUCGCAGUCCGAAUGGCUCAUGCACUACAGCUCAACGUCGAAUUCUCACCCGACAUUCUCUGCGCAGAGGCCAACGAGUCAUCCCCUCCAGCCGUUGAGAAGGAGAGUCGUCGUAGACUCAUGUGGGCCUGCUACAUCCUAGAUGCCUGGACUGGUAGUGGUGUUGAUCAAUUAACACUACUGCGUGAAGCCGAUAUUAAAAUCCAGUUGCCAUGUAACGAACGUAACUUCAGACUUCGGAUCCCUUGUGUAACAGAGACGCUCGGUGUUGGCCACGUUCUACAAUUCCUCCCUCCUGCGAUUGUCCCACGAAGGCCGGCUGCCAACAUGGGUAUCAUGGCUUACUACAUCCGAAUUGUCACCUUAUGGAAACGGGUAGUCAGAUAUGUAAAGCAUCUGAAUACGAGCCCGCCUCCGUGGCUUCCCGAAUCUGACUUUGCAGCUCUUGAUGCCGAUUUGCGAUCAUGGGGACGACAUCUUCCCGAGUUCAUCUCAUACUCCACUGACACUAUUUACGCACGCCUCGAAUCCGAUCAGCUCGGGUCACUUGUCUUACUCCAUUGCACAUAUCACCACAAUCUCCUAGAUCUUUACAGAAUAUCUAUGCCUGAUCUGUUCAAGUUGAUCAAGCCUUUCUACUUCCCACCUAACCAGCAAGAGUUCCUGCAAUCUUUGCAAGCUGAUUGCUUUUACCACGCGAAGCAGAUCUCUACUAUCUUGGCUGAGGCGGUACAACAUGGUGCACGAUAUCUUGCCGAUAGUCUCCUUCCCUGCUUUGCUUAUGAUAGUAGCCGCGUGAUGCUGUACUACAUUGCAAGACUGCUUGACUUGAGUAGACCUGAUGCAGAAACCAUUGUUGUGGACGCAAUCAAUGCCGUGGAAAGUAACAGCAAGAUCCUACGGACAAUGGCAGCUCUGUUCCCACUCGCCGAUUCUCUAGCAACGACGACUGAAAGAUGGCUAGCCAAGAUUCGCAAGACUUUUGCCCAGGAUGAGCAUAUGAGCGACCGUCCUCUGCAUGGCGAUGAGGAAAGGUCUCCGAUUUUGACUGGGAGCCCCGUCACAAGCAGUCCUGACGAGGCCAUGGGAGCUCUUGGCCUGGCACGUCUUGCGCAAGGUCAAAGCAGUGAUAUGAAGCCGAUAGACCGUGAUGCUUGGAACAAGGUGGAGAGCGGCAGUCCAACUGCGAGCAAAAGAGGAGCUGGCUCUGUGUCUGGGGCGAGCAGUCAACCCGAAGUAACGCCCGCACGAUCCAAACUACAGCACGAGCAGCCAGUAUCUCAACGGACACCCCCAGGAGCUACGACUUCACACAUGGACCACCAAGCAGUAGAUCUCAGCGAUUUGCAAAACUACCUCUCGUGGGAUAUGUAUGGAAUUAUGGAGAUGAACGACAAUGGCUUGAAGGCUGGCAUAGAAGACAAUGGCAUGCCAUCCUGGAGUACGAUGUGA
Messenger RNA from Fusarium musae, 2556 nucleotides. RefSeq lists its product as uncharacterized. Gene Ontology annotation, molecular function: zinc ion binding; DNA binding; DNA-binding transcription factor activity, RNA polymerase II-specific. The transcript has 7 exons. Gene Ontology annotation, biological process: DNA-templated transcription; regulation of DNA-templated transcription. The record is from RefSeq and is a predicted model, not a curated record. Lineage: Eukaryota; Fungi; Ascomycota; Sordariomycetes; Hypocreales; Nectriaceae. Bases 1 to 2556 code for a protein of 851 amino acids. Gene Ontology annotation, cellular component: nucleus.